Molecule: messenger RNA, 2559 nt
Organism: Arvicola amphibius (Eurasian water vole)
Lineage: Eukaryota; Metazoa; Chordata; Mammalia; Rodentia; Cricetidae
Product: zinc finger protein 431-like
Exons: 7
Coding region: 437-2209 (590 amino acids)
Biological process (GO): regulation of DNA-templated transcription
Source: RefSeq, a predicted model, not a curated record
GUUUAGUCUCCUGUGGGGAAGCUGCCGCUGCAGGGAGAUGAGCUGAGAGUUUUGGCGAGCUGAGAAACCACAACAUGGCGAGCGAGGGAAUGCUGUCUCCAAAUGGAGAGCAGCAGAAGGAUACAUUUGGGAGGACCAUAAUAUUGAAGAACAUUGUCAAAUUUCUAGAAGACAUGAAAGACGGGACUUUCAUCACCUUCAAGUGAUAAGAGAGAGAAGGAAGAGUGGGACAUCUUCACCUUCAGCAUUGUAGUGAGACCUGAAGAGUUGUCUCAGCAGUACUGCUCCUCUGGGGUACCCAGGAGUUUUCCUAGCACCACAUCAGAUUGGUCAGAACUCCCUGUAUUUCCAGAUCCUGGCCUCUUGGAGCACCAGAUAUGCAAAUGAUGAAGAGACAGGUGCCUGAAAAACAUUCAGAAAGGAGCUCUAAGCCGUGAUGACUCAAGAUGACAUCCAGGUUGUGAGGACUUCCAGAGACAAGAACGGCACAGUGACCUAUGAUGAUGUGCAUAUCAACUUCACUCGGGAAGAGUGGAAUUUGCUGGAUCCUUCCCAGAAGAAUCUCUACAAAGAUGUGAUGCUGGAGACCUACAGGAACCUCGCUAGCCUAGGAUGCAUUUCGGAAGACCAUAAUAGUGAAGAACAUUGUCCAUGUUCUAGAAGACAUGAAAGCAUUGAAAGAACUCAAACUGGAGAGAAACUGUCAGUAUAUAUUCAGCGUGGUAACCCCUUGACAUAUGACAGGCACCUUAAAUGGAAUGAAAGAACACAGACUGGAGAGAAACCCUAUGAAUGUAAUCAGUGUGGUAAGGCCUUUGAGCGUCACAGUCAUCUUCAAAACCAUAAAAGAAUACAUAGUGGAGAGAAACCCUAUAAAUGUAAUCACUGUGGUAAGACCUUUGCAACUCGCAGUACUCUUCAAAACCAUGAAAGAACACAUACUGGAGAGAAACCCUACGGAUGUAAUCAGUGUGGUAAGGCCUUUGCACAACACAGUCAUCUUCAAAACCAUAAAAGAACACAUACUGGAGAGAAACCCUAUAAAUGUAAUCAGUGUGGUAAGGCCUUUGCACGUCACAGUCAUCUUCAAAACCAUAAAAGAACACAUACUGGAGAGAAACCCUAUAAAUGUAAUCAGUGUGGUAAGGCCUUUGCAGUGCACCAUACUCUUCAAAGCCAUAAAAGAACACAUACUGGAGAGAAACCCUAUAAAUGUAAUCAGUGUGGUAAGGCCUUUGCAGUGCACCAUACUCUUCAAAGCCAUAAAAGAACACAUACUGGAGAGAAACCCUAUAAAUGUAAUCAGUGUGGUAAGGCCUUUGCACGUCACAGUCAUCUUCAAAACCAUAAAAGAACACACACUGGAGAGAAACCCUAUAAAUGUAAUCAGUGUGGUAAGACCUUUACACAGAACGGUAAUCUUCAAGACCAUAAAAGAAAACACACUGGAGAGAAACCCUACGAAUGUAAUCAGUGUGGUAAGGGCUUUUCACACUACAGUGCUCUUCAAUGCCAUAAAAGAACACAUACUGGAGAGAAACCGCAUGAAUGUAAUCAGUGUGGUAAGGCCUUUGCAUGUUCCACUACUCUUCAAUACCAUAAAAGAACACACACUGGAGAGAAACCCUAUAAAUGUAAUCAGUGUGGUAAGACCUUUGCACAGAACAGUGCUCUUCAAUGCCAUAAAAGAACACAUACUGGAGAGAAACCGCAUGAAUGUAAUCAGUGUGGUAAGGCCUUUGCAUGGUACAAUGCUCUUCAAGACCAUGAGAGAACACAUACUGGAGAGAAACCCUAUAAAUGUAAUCAGUGUGGUAAGGGCUUUGCACAGUCCAGUGCUCUUCAAAGCCAUAAAAGAAUACAUACUGGAGAGAAACCCUAUGAAUGUAAUCAGUGUGGUAAGGCCUUUGCACAUCACAGUCAUCUUCAAAACCAUAAAAGAACACAUACUGGAGAGAAACCCUAUGAAUGUAAUCAGUGUGGUAAGUCCUUUGCACGGUACAAUACUCUUCAAGAACAUAAAAGAACACAUACUGGAGAGAAACCCUAUGAAUGCAAUCAGUGUGGUAAGGCCUUUGCAACUCACAGUAAUCUUCAAAGCCAUAAAAGAAUACAUACUCGAGAGAAACCAUAUGAAUGUAAUCAGUGUGGUAAGGCCUUUGCAGCUCACAGUAAUCUUAAAAUGCAUAAAAGAUCUCACUCUAGAUAGAAACUUUUUGAAUGUAAUCAGUGCAGUAAGAGCUUUGAACAGUAUAAUCAUCUUCAAAGGCAUAAAAGAACAUGCAAAACAGAAAGCCCAUGGAUGUAUUCAGUGUGGUAAAGCCUUUCCAGAUCAUAGUAAUUUUCAAAGGCUUAAAAGAACAAGAAACAAUAUAAAUGAAAUCAGUGUGAUAAAGCCUUUUCAUGCCUUAUUCAUCAUCAAAUGCAUGAAUGUACACAUACAGGAGAAUAACCCUGAAUGGAAUCUGUGUGGUAAAUCCUUUGUCACAAUAAUCUAAAAAAAAAACGUGAAAUAAACCAUCCUGGAGAGAAACUACGAAUUUAAUGAGUGUAGUCUUC